AUGACACUUUACGCCUACUUAGUUGUUUUCCCAGAGAGCGUUAAAACCCCUGCGCACUGGGCUGUGCUGAUAACCACUGAGAAUGGCAAGGUCGGGCAAGAGUUUCAGGCUAUUGGUAGUCCGUUUCAUGGCUAUAAUCUCGAAGUUAAGGAGGAGUUUGAUUUGAGCAAGGAGUUUAAGAAACAUUCCUGUGUCUUUCUCGGGAGUCUGGAUGACAGCUGGAAAUCUCAGCUCGCUGGCGUAGCGCAAAGCAUUGCUGCACCCGGGAUAAGCUCCACCCCCCUUGAUCCCUUCGCGGGUGAGAAUUGCCAGAGCUGGGCAAGACAGUUCAUCCAGUCCCUUAUUGAUAGAGGUGCUUUGGAAUCUUCGGCAAUGGAGAGACUUGAAGCUGCCCCUCGCGUUUAG
Messenger RNA from Trichophyton rubrum CBS 118892, 405 nucleotides. RefSeq lists its product as uncharacterized. Lineage: Eukaryota; Fungi; Ascomycota; Eurotiomycetes; Onygenales; Arthrodermataceae. The transcript has 2 exons. Bases 1 to 405 code for a protein of 134 amino acids. The record is from RefSeq and is a predicted model, not a curated record.